UCUUGCGCUCCAUUUCUUCCUUUCUUUCACGAUUUAUCGCGAUUUUUUUUUUUGGAUUAGGCAGCAAUCAGUUCCCUCUUCCCGGUGUCUCUGAGAAACAGGUGAUCCUGGUUAACAGCGGUCAGUGUUUGGAUGCUGUUUCCUCGCCGGCGUUUGCAGGAUGAUAGGACCGGGCGAGCCUGCAUGAGAGCAUAACUUUACUUUGCAAGAGGAAAAACUUUCUAUUUUGGGGGGAAGGCGUUUUCACCAAAUCCCGUAGCGUCUAAAAGCAGAAGAAGUUGGUUUUAAAGCUGGACUUCUCCACUGGUUUUGGGAUCUGUGCGUGCGUGUCAAUUUCAAAGGCAGCUGCAUUUUUUUUUAAAGAAACGGUGGCCUGUUGGAAUAGACUUCUUAAAUGUUUGGGAUUCAAGAUACUUUAGGAAGAGGACCCAUUCUGAAAGAGAAAUCUCUCGCUUCUGAAAUGGAUUCCGUCAGGUCCUGGGUCAGAAAUGUUGGGGUGGUGGAUGCAAACGUAGCUGCACAAAGCGGAGUAGCUUUGUCCAGAGCCCACUUCGAAAAACAACCACCUUCCAACUUGAGGAAAUCCAAUUUCUUUCAUUUUGUCCUGGCUCUCUACGACAGGCAGGGGCAGCCGGUGGAAAUAGAGAGGACCGCCUUUGUGGACUUCGUAGAAAAUGAUAAAGAACAAGGCAAUGAAAAGACCAAUAACGGCACACACUACAAACUUCAACUCCUUUACAGCAAUGGUGUCAGAACUGAACAGGAUCUGUUUGUUAGGCUCAUCGAUUCAGUCACUAAACAGCCCAUCACUUAUGAAGGACAGAACAAGAAUCCAGAAAUGUGCAGAGUUCUGCUUACUCAUGAAGUCAUGUGCAGCCGGUGCUGUGAAAAGAAAAGUUGCGGCAACAGAAACGAGACUCCCUCGGAUCCUGUGAUCAUCGACAGAUUCUUCUUGAAAUUUUUCCUCAAGUGCAAUCAGAAUUGUUUGAAAACAGCAGGGAACCCCAGAGACAUGAGACGUUUCCAGGUUGUGUUAUCAACAACAGUGAAUGUUGAUGGACAUGUAUUGGCAGUGUCUGACAACAUGUUUGUUCAUAACAACUCUAAACAUGGACGGAGAGCAAGGAGACUUGACCCCUCAGAAGCCACACCAUGCAUCAAAGCUAUUAGCCCAAGUGAAGGCUGGACUACAGGGGGCGCAAUGGUGAUCAUUAUAGGAGACAAUUUCUUCGAUGGGCUACAAGUGGUAUUUGGGACCAUGCUUGUAUGGAGUGAGCUGAUCACACCUCAUGCUAUUCGAGUCCAGACCCCCCCUCGUCACAUUCCUGGUGUAGUCGAAGUCACACUAUCGUAUAAAUCCAAACAGUUCUGCAAAGGAGCCCCGGGCAGGUUUAUUUACACCGCUUUAAAUGAACCCACCAUUGAUUAUGGUUUCCAGAGACUGCAGAAGGUCAUCCCGAGGCAUCCCGGUGACCCAGAGAGACUAGCCAAGGAGAUGCUGUUGAAAAGAGCCGCUGACUUAGUUGAAGCACUGUAUGGAACACCACAUAAUAACCAGGAUAUUAUUCUGAAGCGAGCUGCGGACAUAGCAGAAGCUUUGUACAGUGUCCCAAGGAAUCCUGGCCAGAUCCCUGCUUUGUCUAGUUCUCCAGCUCAUAGCAGCAUGAUGGGAAUCAACUCCUAUGGGAGCCAGUUAGGAGUCAGCAUCUCAGAGUCGACACAGGGGAACAACCAAGGUUACAUUCGUAAUACAAGCAGCAUCUCCCCUCGAGGUUACUCUUCCAGUUCAACACCUCAGCAGUCUAAUUAUAGCACCUCCAGUAAUAGCAUGAACGGCUACAGCAAUGUCCCAAUGUCUAACCUGGGAGUUCCCAGCUCACCUGGAUUCAUUAAUGGCUCUCCAACAGGAUCUCCCUAUGGAAUAAUGUCUUCAAGUCCAACAGUUGGUUCUUCCAGCGCUUCUUCCAUCCUUCCAUUCUCCUCCUCCGUCUUUCCUGCUGUCAAACAGAAGAGUGCCUUUGCCCCUGUCAUCAGACCCCAAGGGUCUCCCUCCCCUGCCUGCUCUAGUGGCAAUGGAAAUGGGUUUAGAGGAUUCCAGGGGCUUGUCUAAUCUGGAAAAACAUGGGGUGAUUUAAAACACUACUUAGGAGCUAGCGUAGACAAAGACAGAGCUGUUUACAAAUGUGUUAGCUGGUCAGGGUGAGAUCCUCAGGGUUGACCACACCCUCCUAGCUAGAGCUGGUCAAAACUUUGCCAUCAAAACCGCUUUCGUGGAAAAUUGGGGUUUUGACAUUUUUCCAAAACAAUGUCUGCUUUCCAGGGAAAAUUUCAGCUUCAUUUUGAAAAACCAAAACACCCUACAAUGUAAAGGUUUUGGCCAUUUUCCCUUUGGAAAUGCCAUCAUAGUGCCUCACGCCCGCCUAUCACUUCUAUGGGCCAGACUCCCCAGCUGAACUACAUCUCCCAGGCUGCCUCAGCUGGCUGGAAGGCUGUGCACACUGUAAUCCAUAACGCUUUCCUACCUUAACCUCUGCAGUCUAAUGCCUGUUACAGAGCGGCAGCUGGUGUAACUCAUUGGUGUUCUGUGUGGUCCCCUUCUUCUAGCCUUAUCACUUGAUUAGUUACACAAGGCAGCCUGCAGCAAUUAAAGGAGGGAGAAAAUUUAAUUGGCACAAUUGUUUUUAUAAAAAAGCAAAAACAAAUAAACCCACAUUUCAAUUUAAUACAAACAUCUUCAUGGUUGUAACACUGAGACUUUAACUUAGCAUUCGCCAUCCAUCAUCCCAUCUGUAUUCCUGGCAGCCAUAGCAAGCUCUCUGUUUUUAAUUCUGAAACCCAUUAGUGAGGCCACAGCUGAUCAAGUACAGGCGUUCUGGGCAACAUUCAGCCAUGGAGGCCCUCUGGAGUAGAGUCUGGACUCUGCCAAUAUAUAGAGA
Molecule: messenger RNA, 2936 nt
Organism: Mauremys reevesii (Reeves's turtle)
Lineage: Eukaryota; Metazoa; Chordata; Testudines; Geoemydidae
Gene: EBF2
Product: EBF transcription factor 2
Exons: 16
Coding region: 395-2110 (571 amino acids)
Biological process (GO): regulation of transcription by RNA polymerase II
Molecular function (GO): RNA polymerase II cis-regulatory region sequence-specific DNA binding; DNA-binding transcription factor activity, RNA polymerase II-specific
Source: RefSeq, a predicted model, not a curated record